This is a messenger RNA of Physella acuta, 5103 nucleotides long. RefSeq names its product FYN-binding protein 1. NCBI's taxonomy places the organism in Eukaryota, Metazoa, Mollusca, Gastropoda, Physidae. Gene Ontology annotation, biological process: integrin-mediated signaling pathway; T cell receptor signaling pathway; protein localization to plasma membrane. Gene Ontology annotation, cellular component: plasma membrane. The record is from RefSeq and is a predicted model, not a curated record.
CGAUGAAAGAAAUGCACAUUUUUACCUGCUCCUAUACAAAUAUCUGAGCGUCUGAAGUGCUGGCCAAUCUAGAUCUAGACUCUAGAUCUAGAUUUCUAGAUCUAGUCUAGAUCUUCUAGUUAAGUUACUAGUUAGGCCAGUGUUAUUGUAAGACUAAGAGCAGUGUUCUGAGUAGUGCCAAUGACAGUACAGUCACUGAACUAGGUUUAAGUAUUAGGUAGGCCCAUUUCUCACUUUGGACAGGAUCCUUUUUAUGACAACAAUAUUGGAUACAGAUUUGAUGUCUUCAUUUUUUGAGAUGUUAUACAAGUACUGAUUCAGGUUGAUCAGCAAUUAAUAACAUUACCAUGACUGACGUGAAAACAAGACUUAAGCUCUUUGAGUCCAUUCAGGGCUCUGAAGAUAUGGCUAGUGUUGCCAGGCCUAAGCCUUCUGUACCACAAAAACCUGGCAAUGAAAACAACAUCCAACCCAAAUGGCAGCCCAUGAACGUCAGCACAGAUGACAUCAAUAAAGUCAGAAAGAAUUUUAAUACACCUGCCGCUAAGACAGAACCAAAAAGUACGCCAGAUAGUGGGACUGCCACACCUUUUAAACCUGCAUUAAAACCAGUGGCUGGUCGUCAGUUUAAUGUGACACCUCAACCUGUAAAAUCCAGCCAGCCCACGGAGAAACCAGCUGCAGAAAAGGCAGCAAUUACCCCUAAACUAACAUGGCAGCAGCAAAGGCAACAAGCACUUCAGGCGUCCAAGCUACCAGAUGGUGACAAGAAAGACGCAACCUCCCCGCUCAAAGAGGAGAAGCCUGCAGAAGAAUCCAAACCCUCAGUCCAGUCCCUGAUCAGCAGGUCAAACUCUUCUGUGCCCUCACCAUCUCCAUCCUCUCGUGAUGACACUGAUGGGGAGGACCAGAGGGGGAAAUUUGAUUUUCGUGCUUUAAGAAACUCUCAGGUGGUAAAAACCCCUGCUCAGGGCCAGGAGAAGCCAGUCCCUCUAGCCAGUUCCCACGGCAACGGUCAGGAGAAGCCAGCGCCUCUAGCCAGCUCCCACGCCAACGGUCAGGCUGUGAAGGAGUUGACCAGCCUCUUAAAACCUGCCAUCACCACAGGACCAACAUCCCCAAAGAUAUUUCCAUUUAACAAGGAUAGUCCAAAUUUACCAGCCCCGAGAUCACCACUGAACAAAGAAAACACAACACCAGAGCUGAAGAGGCAGAGGGAUGAGCCAGUAGAGGAAAGGAAGAGUGACAACAAGAAGUUUAGGAAAAUACUUUUGUUGCCUACAACCUCCAGCCCACCAGAGAAGCCUGCUCUACCCACUGAUGUUGAUUUAAGCCUCAUUGAAAAACAAUAUCAGGAGUCAAUUAAAAAAUUAAGUGGAGCUGAGGAUGAGACUGAUAGCAUCUAUGAUGAUGGAACAACUCAAGUUGAAAUCAGAGCUGGAUCAGCCAACCACAGAGUUUCUGCCAGAGUUUCUGAAAUCCCAGAUCUUGCAGCUGAAGACGAAGGUGCAAUCUAUGAUGAAGGAUUUACCCAAAAACCUAUAUUAGAAGAAAUAUAUGCUGAUGGGGAGACAGAAAAGCAGGUUGACAAUGCUGAUGACCUAUAUGAAGAUGGCUCAUCCGUGCCUGCUGCUAGCAUAGAAGAAGACAGAAAAAAGAAAAUGAAAGAAGAAGCUGAAGCCAAAAAGAGGGAGGAGAAGGAAAGAAAGGAGAAGGAGAAAGAAGAGGAAAGACGUAAAAAGAAAGAAGAAAAGGAAAAGAAAGAACGGCUUAAGCAGUUAAAGAAAUUUGGGCUUGAUGGCACAGAGAAAGAUGUUGGCAAGGGGAUAAUUAAGCAAGAUUAUAAAGGCUCUGGUCAGAACUUGACCGUCAAAGCAGGUCAGGCUGUAACAAUCCUACGGCUAGACAAGAACCCUAAAAACAAGUGGCUUAUACAAACAGAUUCUAGCAUUGGCUAUGUUGAGAGUAGCAACAUUGAAGUAGAUCCUUCCAUCAUUAAAAAGAUAAUGCACAGUACCUUUUCAAGAGCGAGCCUGGAGCAGUCUCUGGUUAAGCUGGUGUCUAGAGAUUCCAUAGUGAACGCCAUGGACAGCUGUAGAACAACUUCAGUCACCAGUGACCAACCUCUCUAUGAUGAUGUACCAAAUGAUGGCUCACAAGAUAUGGUGGAUGAUGGAGAAAUUUACGAGGAGUGUCCUUAAGAAAAAAACAGAACUGAAAGAUCUAGAUGACAACAUGCACACACAGUGGAAUUGUUUCCUUUAAAAUGUUUAGUUUUAGCAUCAGUUUAAUUUCAUUUGGAAUACAUUUUUUGUUACUUUAAAAAUAUCAACAUAAAGAUGUAUACUUUUAAGUUGUAUAUAAACUAGACUUAUAUUUAACCCUUUCGUUACUAGAAGUAGUUGAGUUACUUAAAAAUGGUUCAAGAAAAACUAUUUUUGUAAAAAAUUUUGUUUUAAUUUUGACUUCAUGAGAUGGAAAUAGUGAGAGUGAGUGUUUUCCUUUCUUUUGCUCAUUUUGUUGCUAUUUUUUGUUGAAGUAUUGCCUUUAUUUAAAUUAUUCUUAUGUUUGUAAAGUCCUACUUGAUUCCAAAAAAAACAGAUAACUGUGUUAUUUCUUAGUAUUUUAUCUGUGAUUAACUCUGUUUGAUCGACAUGAGUUAAACUACAUACACACGUGCUUCCAUUGUACACAAAUUUUAUAAUAAUUUUUUAUAUUCCAUUAUUUCAUAUUGACAUUUUUUAUAGAAUCCCUUUUCCAACAGUGCCUUAUGUGAUGUUUACAGGACAUUGCAACUGCUGCAUUGUAUCUAGAUAUAUGAACAUGUGCACACACCAAAAAUAGAUUAGAUAUGUGGAUAUCUUAUCUUCAUACAUUUAAAAAUUAUGCAUAUGGUUUUUAUUUAACUCAGUGCUAAAUUUUUUAUUUUUGCAUUCCAUUUCACUUUGCUCACAUUUGAUAACAAAUCUUGACCUAACUGAUGGCUGUAAAAAGUUUUAUUUUAUACAUUUUUUUACAUGUAUUAAAUUCGGCAGGCCCGACAUUUUCUGUUGUAGAGCACCUUAAAAUGUGUUGCUCUUGCUUCCUCACCAAGUUCCUAGUAUGUGAGAUCCAUCAAACACUAGAGUUGAAUAAUUAUCAGUGCUGAAACAUCCUUAACUUAUUUUAUAGAGCUUUUUUCUUUCUUCCUUGUUUUGUUAAUAUAAAUUUAAUUUUUUUUAGAUGUAAAGAACAAAUAUCGUUUUUAUUGCAGUUUCUGUUUUGCAUUGUAAAUAUCAUUGUCGACACAACUGAUAUAUUUAUUAAUUGUGUAAAUGAAAAAAAAGAUUUGUUAAGAAACAAGAAUUCUCAUGAGAAAUGUUCAAAUAUAACGAGAAAUUACUUGUCAUGAUAAUUAAUUAACUAUGGGAAAAAUGCCCUGUUGUAAAUUAGUGGUUAUAUAUUAUAAAUCAAGUUUUUUUUGUCCUAGUAAAUAUCAAAACUGCAUGAAAUUUUAUUUUUAUUAUCACGCUUGGUUUUGCAGUUGCAGUGUUAAAAACUUUUCAUCAAUACUAUUGUCAAUGCACAAAAUCACAAAUGUAUUUUUAGACUAUCUUUUAACGAUCAAAUUGCUGUAUUUCAAGAACCUCACAGGUUUUUGUUAGUAUUUUUAUACCAGUUUUUAUGAAGAGUUGAUGUGUGCAACACAAUUCUUGUAACAGAGGCAAAUCAUCCUUUAGUUUUUUUACUGUUACAGACUACUUAACUUUAUUGGGCUCAAGUUUGGCCAUACAGCAAGCAACUUAUCUGUACAUAAAACUGAAGUGUUACUGUUAUUCUAAUACACCUUUCUUUUUGUGAUAAAUACUGUCUUAGAUUGUUGAGUAGUUUUAAGACUAGAAUCCAUUAAAGUUUUGUGUAGAUAUCUAACAGUACAAUCUUAGAUUGUUGAGUAGUUUUAAGACUUCAAUUCUCAAUGUUAAGACUUCCCUCUAGUUUUGUGUAGAUACCCAUGUCUGUAGUGUUGUACAUUUUUUUGUAAAGUAGUUUCCCAGACCUCCAUGUAAAUUGUGCGGCUGUUGUUUGAAUAUUGAUUGCCAAAGGGUGGGACUGGGGUUGUAAAUGCUCAAAAAAUGAUGCAAGAAAUGACAAACACUGAGGGGUUAAAGAAAGAUUUAGAUAUGUUUACACAUUUUGAUUAACAUUUGUAGAUAACAAUUUGCUAGCCUAUUAUUUUGUAGUAAAACUUUAACCCAACCUAAAAUCAUUUCAUAUUUAUGUAUUAAUUUUGCUCAAUUCACAAAAUUGAAAAAAUAAUAAUACAAAUCACUUUUUAAAAAAAUGUUAUUAUUAAAUUACUUGUAUAACUUUAGUUGAAAAACACAUCACUAUUUAAAAAGUUUGAUUCAUUAUAUUAUUUAUUCACUAUGUUUAUUAUAUUUAUGUAAGUAAAAAGAUUUUUUAAUGUCAUUUGGAACAAUACCAUAGCGUACAAGGAUAUAUUUUUUUUUACAAAUUAUAAAUAUACACAGAAAAUCUUUAAUAGUAGGCCUAUUUGUAUUUGAAGUCUCUUUCAUCUCUAGGCAAAUUAGUGUUUUUUUUCUUGAAGUUUCUCUUGCAAUAAAUUUAGCAAAAAUAUUUUUACUUCUAUAUUAAUUAACAGAAUUCAAUGAAACUUAUGCCUAAUAUGUUUAUAAAAUUACUUAAAUGCCAAUGUUGAGGACAGUAUUUAACUAUUUGUAUUCAUAAUUACCAAAAUAUGUACAGUUUCAAAGCUCUUCUGCAAUUAUUUUUCCUGAAUUAACUAGCACACAAUCAAGUUAUCUGAAGUGUAAUUGUACUUUUGAGUAAAUAUGUUGAUACAAAAGAUGAAUUUUCACAUGGACAUUUAUCUGUGUGAAAUCAGAUUUUAAUUGUUCUGUUGGAACUUUCACUAAAAAGUUGUCAAAAUACAAUGAAAUAUUCUCCAUGUACAUCUUAAAUCAAAAUUAGUUGGAGUCUUUGGUUUUACCUACAACUAAGUGCACUUAAAAUUGUAUGCAACCGUUUAUUUACAACCUACUUAAAAGUGCACUUAAAAUUGUAUGCAACAAUUUUUUUUUACAACCUACUUAAAAUAGUAUG